AUGGCCGUGUCCAUUUUCAUGUCCGUGUCUCUCUUCCACGCUGCCCUCAGGUCCCCCCUCUCCUCUUUCCGCCCAUGUGCGGCGGCGCAGAGUCAGGGCGAGGGACGGGCCAGUCACGGGCAAUAUGAGACACCGUCCCCUGCCAUCUUUAAUCCUCCCCCCGAUGCUUGCCGCCACCACCACCACCACCACCCCCGCCAUCUACAACCCGUCCCACCAACUCGGGAACGCUCUGGACACCCUCUACACGGGAAACCUCGUUGCCACGGUGAAACGCGGGAACUGUCCCGUGGCAAACGCCUGCCGCGGUUGACAUGCCCAGUCCCCCAUGGAAGUCAUGCGCCUGAGUCGGGUAACAUGGGCUGCUCUUCUACUCAUCUUGCCAAGAUUGAUCGAGAGGAGAAUCGACUCUUGGACUUGGCUCGGGGCAGCUUUGGACGAGAGGUGUGGUCUGAUGCCAAGCAUCGCGAGCCGAAUUCAUCCUGCAAUAGGGUCUUUAAGACCUCUGCCAAGAAUCCCAGGAAUGGAAGACUAAAUAGCUCAUACUAG
Molecule: messenger RNA, 549 nt
Organism: Ilyonectria robusta
Lineage: Eukaryota; Fungi; Ascomycota; Sordariomycetes; Hypocreales; Nectriaceae
Exons: 3
Coding region: 1-549 (182 amino acids)
Source: RefSeq, a predicted model, not a curated record